Molecule: messenger RNA, 1269 nt
Organism: Oryzias latipes (Japanese medaka)
Lineage: Eukaryota; Metazoa; Chordata; Actinopteri; Beloniformes; Adrianichthyidae
Gene: cpo
Product: carboxypeptidase O
Biological process (GO): proteolysis
Molecular function (GO): metallocarboxypeptidase activity; zinc ion binding
Source: RefSeq, a predicted model, not a curated record
UGUGUUUGUCAGUGUGAAGCAAAGGUGUGUGUUUAUCUGCUGCGUGUACACUUAAAGGUUUCCUCGAGGCCAGUGACAUUGACAAAAAAAGAUUUUAUUUUAUAUAUGUCAAUAAUGACGAACUUUUUGGGAUUACAUUUUGUGGCGCUGCUCUCAAUACUCUCAGCAGCAACUGUAAAAGGAGCAGAAUAUGACUACUACAAAUAUCAUCCCAUGGAGGAGAUCAGUAACUGGAUGGCACAGAUGGUGAUGGAUUACCCUGAUGUUGUUACCAUAGUGGACUACGGACAGACGUAUGAAAAGAGGACCAUCAGUUUGCUGAAGAUUGGUCUCGAAAGUGAGAAGAGAAAAAAAGCCAUCUGGAUGGACUGCGGCAUUCACGCCAGGGAGUGGAUUGCCCCGGCCUUUUGCCAGUACUUCGUCAAACAGAUCCUGCAAAGCUACAAAACCGACACAAAGAUUGAAACGAUGAUGAGGAACAUGGACUUUUAUGUCACACCGGUGCUUAACAUUGACGGCUACAUGUAUUCUUGGAAGGACAAUACGACUCGGCUGUGGAGGAAGAACAGGUCACCGGGACCUUCGGGCGACUGUUACGGCACUGACCUCAACCGCAACUUUGAUGCCAACUGGGGCACCAUAGGAAUAUCAUUCAACUGCUCUUCGAACAUCUAUUGCGGGUCCCAGCCUGUGUCUGAGCCUGAGGCGCAGGCCGUUACCUACUUUGUAGGAAGUCGAAAGGACGACAUCCUGUGUUUCCUCACGAUUCACUCCUAUGGCCAACUGCUGCUGGUUCCCUAUGGACACCCUAACUUCACCGCCCCCAACUACAAUGAGCUGAUGGAGGUGGGGCUGGCUGCGGCUACAGCCAUCUGGAACGUGCACAAGAAGAACUACACCGUUGGAGCUUCGCCCGAUGUUUUAUACCCCAACUCUGGGUCCUCCAGAGACUGGGCUCGGAUGCAGGGGAUCCCCUACACCUACACCUUUGAGCUGAGGGACAAAGGGGAGUUCGCCUUCGAGCUUCCAGAGGACCAGAUCCAGCCGACCUGCGAGGAGGCCUACGGCGGAGCUCUGCACAUCAUCACCUACGCCCACGACAAGACCUUCAGCGGUGCCGCGGUUACCGCGGCAGCCAGCUUCUGGAGCGUGCUGUUGGCAGCAGGCGUCGCCAGAGUCAACCUGAUGUCUUCCUGAGCACACCUGCGGGUUUUAUGCACUAUAUGAUGAAAAUCUGGAGUUCAAUAAAAGUGAAAAAGUAAAAAAUGA